Magallana angulata is the source of this 2124-nucleotide messenger RNA. RefSeq lists its product as uncharacterized. The record is from RefSeq and is a predicted model, not a curated record. Bases 183 to 1418 code for a protein of 411 amino acids. The transcript is spliced from 2 exons. Lineage: Eukaryota; Metazoa; Mollusca; Bivalvia; Ostreida; Ostreidae.
CUUCGUGCGGGCUCAGCUUAGCUUACGGUUUGUUAUCAUAUUAAAACUGAGACGUUGUCUUUGUUAACACGUGGUUCACGUGUUUGUUCGUUUUUAAUGACUUAACUGCUUGAAAUUUACGCUGGUGUAUAUUUCUUAUACACACGUGGUUCACGUGUGAAUUUCUUUGUUGACAUUUUUACAUGUCAUCUUGUAUCGAAUCUGGGGACGAGGUCCUCUCUAUAAUGGCAGACUCUGAUAAUGAUUCGUUUGAGGGUUUCGAUAGCGAUGCUAUUCGAGAAGCAGAAAAACGACUUGCUAAAAAAUUGAACGAAGUUAAAGCAGUUACUAGAGCUAAUUCUGCCACAGGUUCUGUGAGCAAAGACUUAAACAAUAAUGGUAAUGACCAGAGUGAAUGUGCACCGGCGAGGCCGGUAGCGAGUUCUAAAGGUACAAAACGAAAGAAAGCAAAUGGCAAUAAAAAUAAGACAAAGAAAACGAAGAAAGAUGAUAAGUUAUCUGGUAAAGAUAUUACCAAUGCACUAGUAAACAUGGGUCAAGAUGAGAUAGAUAAGUUUAAGGAACUCAUGGGCAUAAAUGAUUUAAUUGGUUGUAUUUACAAUUUGCAACAAGAUAGUGCAAGUACAAAUCAGUCGAUAGAACACGAGAGCAUCUCUAGUGAGAAUGAAAAUCAAAACGAGUUUGAUUUCUUUGCUGAUAAUGAAUCAGAGAAAGACAUAGAAUUAAGUGAUUGGGCAAUACCAGAUUGGUUUAGUUCAGAUAAGAAAGGGAAAGAUAUUGAUUCUAAACUGGCAGAAAUGGUCAAUACUUUGUGUAUUAAAGAGGGUGAGACAUCAAAAAUUAUUGAAGAUAAUCCAAGGCCAGCUAAUUGCAAUAAUUUAGUAGCACCUAGGGUCAAUACAGACAUAUGGAACAUUUUACCAAAAUUUGCCCAGAGUCGUGAUUCUGGUUUUCAAGCAGUGCAAAAAACCAUUGUUGCGGGUAUUACACCUAUACUCAGAAUUGCUGAGAUGAUGAAGACAAAUGAUAAGUUCAAAGAGAUAAGAAAUCUGUUAAAACAGUCAAUUAUCGUGUUGUGUAAUUCCAUCUACCAAAUUUCUCAAAAGAGACGAUUUUUGAUGAGAAGGGUUUUACCCAAUAGAUUCCAAGACAUAUGUAAUACAUCUCAGCCCGUAUCAGAACUUUUGUUUGGGGGCGAUAUUCAGAAAAAGAUCAAAGAAUUGUCAGACUUUGAUAAAUACAAAAGAGACAGGCCAAGGAACAACUCUUUUUAUACUAACACAAGAGGAAGAAAGAAUUACCCUUACAAUUAUAAUUAUGGUAGAGGUAGAGGGUCAAACAGACCUUUUUUAGGGGGAAGAAAUGCAUAUGGCAGAGAGAUGAGAAAUGUGGACAGAAGAGGAAAGAACAGAUUUUAGAGAAAGAUGUGAUUAAGUUAGGCUGCCAAGGCACACAGAUUUAAUGACAGAUGGAGAGCGGAAACAUCCCCUCAACAAAACAAUCUUACUAGCCGCAGCACUUAUAUCUGGAAAACAUUGGAGAACCGAGGAUUUCCAAAAGACAUUAGAAUCGUCCUGCUCUCAUCAUGCAGAAAAUCAACAAGGAAGCAGUAUGACCUUGCCUGGAAAAAUUUCAUAUUUUGGUGUGAUAAACGGAAUAGAUCUGCAAAUGAAAUUACUGAGAAAGAACUAAUGUCAUAUUUGUUUAGUAUCUUCAAAAAUGGAAAAUCAUAUUCCACGAUAAAUACUCAUAAAGUGGCAGUGACUCAGACUUUAGCUCUGAACGAUGAUAAAUGGAGUAAGAAUUCUAUAUCUUUAACUAAGUUUAUGAAAGGAUUGUUCAACCUGAGACCAUCUUUACCGAAAUACAAGUUGACAUGGGAUGUGUCUAAAGUAUUAACCUUUUUGAAAAGUUUGUUUCCUUUGGAGUCUUUGGACAUUAAAUUUCUCACAUUGAAACUGUGUACCUUGUUAGCAUUGACUACGGCGGCUAGAGCUCAGACAUUAGUGUGUAUGAAUAUUAAGAAUAUGUGUUUAAAUUCAGAUAGUGUUGUGUUUUAUUUUACGUCAUUGUUGAAAACAUCCAGACCAGGAAGGUCUUAUUCUAUUUCAUUGCAAAAAUAUA